AUGUUUGCUAAGCCAAGGCCAAAGAAGACCUUAGGGCUACCUCCGAAAAAGAGAAAAGCCCAUCACAGCAUCGAAGAAAUCUCCUUUGACAAUGAUGCGCGCGCCGACUACCUCACCGGCUUCCAUAAGCGCAAGCAGGCGAGGAUAAAACAUGCACAGGAGCAGGCAGCUGAGCAAGCCAGAAAGGACAGGAUCGAGAUGAGGAAACAGCUGCGAGAGGAGCGCAAGCGAGAUAUCGAGAAACACGUGGAACAAGUCAACGCACUUUUGCGAGAGGCUCAACAAGCCGGUCAGGACGACGACUCCGACUCCGAAAAUGGUUGGGAGGGUUUUGACGACGAACCGCCUCCAGAACUGAAGCCAAUGAACUUUGAGGAGGAAUAUAUCGACGAGGAUAGGUUCACCACGGUGAAGAUUGAGUCGGUCAACGUCGACAGGGACGGGCUGCACAGGCCGGAGGACGAAGAUUCUGGAGACGAGGAAGCGAACGGCGAAAGCAAACCCGAAGAAAAAACAACGGAGGGCAAGAAGUCAAGUAAAGACCAAAAGCCAAAGAAGAAGAAGAAAAAAUUCCGAUACGAAACCAAGUUUGAGAGGAGGUUGACGGAGACGAAGCGGAGGGCCAAGAAAUUUGCCGGUGCAGGAUAG
Messenger RNA from Pyricularia pennisetigena, 648 nucleotides. RefSeq lists its product as uncharacterized. The record is from RefSeq and is a predicted model, not a curated record. The transcript has 2 exons. The coding region runs from base 1 to 648 and encodes 215 amino acids. Lineage: Eukaryota; Fungi; Ascomycota; Sordariomycetes; Magnaporthales; Pyriculariaceae. Gene Ontology annotation, molecular function: RNA binding. Gene Ontology annotation, cellular component: nucleolus.